Messenger RNA from Penaeus chinensis, 748 nucleotides. RefSeq names its product cuticle protein 19-like. The record is from RefSeq and is a predicted model, not a curated record. The coding region runs from base 1 to 528 and encodes 175 amino acids. Gene Ontology annotation, cellular component: extracellular matrix. NCBI's taxonomy places the organism in Eukaryota, Metazoa, Arthropoda, Malacostraca, Decapoda, Penaeidae. The transcript has 3 exons.
AUGAAGGCAGCAGUAGUUCUGUGUGUGGUGGCGGCGGCGUGGGCGGCUCCCCAGGGCGGCUACAACUACCAGGCGCCCGUCGUGCAGCAGCCCGAGUACCCGUCGGCGCCCGCCCAGUACAACUUCCAGUGGGACGUGAACGACCAGUACUCCGGCAACUUCUACGGCCAACAGGAGCAGCGCGAUGGCGACAAUACCCAGGGCAGUUACUACGUCCAGCUGCCUGACUCUCGCCUCAUGAAAGUCACCUACUACUCCGAUGCCAGCGGCUUCCACCCCACAGUCACCUUCGAGGGCGAGGCUCAGUACCCAAGUGCCCCUGCCCAGGUGUACUCUCAGCCCGCCCCUGCCCCAACCCAGGUGUAUUCCCAGCCUGCUCCUGCCCCUGCCCCUGCCCCUGCCCCUACCCAGCAAUAUUCCCAGCCUGCCCCUGCCCCUAACCAGCAAUAUUCCCAGCCUGCCCCUACCCAGCAGUAUGCCCAGCCUGUCAUCACCCCCUCGCAAUUCUACUCCCAACCCGGGAAAUAAGCUUUUCCUGUGAACCUUUAGCGCUGGAAAUUCCCCUUUCCUUGCCCAUCGUUCCAUGUCUAAUGCUUCUUCAUGGUUCAUAAUCUCAUGGAAACACGCUUAUAUUUGUUUUACGUUAUGUGAUGCUGUCUGAUUUGUUUCAGAUUUAGUUCUGCGUCUUGAAGUAGAUAUAUAUUUUUAUAGAAGAGUCACUAUAUUUUAAUAAAAUGAUGAAAAUUAA